Plasmodium gonderi is the source of this 765-nucleotide messenger RNA. RefSeq names its product RNA-binding protein. NCBI's taxonomy places the organism in Eukaryota, Apicomplexa, Aconoidasida, Haemosporida, Plasmodiidae. Gene Ontology annotation, biological process: positive regulation of mRNA splicing, via spliceosome. The coding region runs from base 1 to 765 and encodes 254 amino acids. Gene Ontology annotation, cellular component: spliceosomal complex. The record is from RefSeq and is a predicted model, not a curated record. Gene Ontology annotation, molecular function: RNA binding. The transcript is spliced from 7 exons.
AUGAGUUAUAAAGAUGACAAAAAGGAAUCUGAAGAACGUGAGCGUGAUCAUAAAAACGAUGGAACAACACUGUACGUGUCAAAUUUAAGCUCAAAAAUAACAACAUCCAAACUGCAAGAUAUAUUUGAGGAAUAUGGAACAAUAGAAAAGUGCUACGUUAUCAGCAAUCCAAUCACCAGAGAAUCUCGAAACUUUGGAUUUGUCACUUUUAAUAAUCCUGAUGACGCGAAUAAUGCUAUGAAUAAAGCAAACAAAAUGGAUAUAGAAGGAAGAAUUAUUAACGUAGAGAUAGCCAAACGAAAUGAACCUCAUGAUCCAACACCAGGAGAGUACAAAGGAAUUCAAAAUAUGAUUAAUAGAAACGGAAUGAGGUACGAUUUUUAUGGAAGAAGAUACGACAGACCAUUUGAUAGAAGAAGAUAUGAUUCAAGAAGGCCAUAUCCAUACUACCGAGAUCACGGGAAAAACUUUGGAUAUUAUCGAAAUAAUCCAUACCGACAUUAUGAUAGAUAUGGAAGAAAUGCAUAUGAUGACCACAGGCAUUAUGAUCGAAGGUCCAUAGAUGACAAGUACUAUAAGAAGAAUGAUUAUUACAAACGAAAUUUAAGAAGUAGUGAUAAUGAAAGAGAUUAUUCUAGGGAUAAUAGUAAAAGAAGGAAAAGAUAUGAACAAAGUAGAAAAUCGUCAAGUAUUUCGAAUAGUGAAAAGAGACACUACAAGAACAAUUCCCCAGUUGAAAGAAGCCCACAUUACAGAAGAAAGUAA